Molecule: messenger RNA, 2568 nt
Organism: Cololabis saira (Pacific saury)
Lineage: Eukaryota; Metazoa; Chordata; Actinopteri; Beloniformes; Belonidae
Gene: dcph1
Product: acidic residue methyltransferase 1
Exons: 5
Coding region: 43-1389 (448 amino acids)
Biological process (GO): DNA damage response
Cellular component (GO): cytoplasm; nucleus
Molecular function (GO): phosphatase activity
Source: RefSeq, a predicted model, not a curated record
UUUAUAAAUAAAGCUUGAUUUGAACUGCUCCCCACUGUUGUGAUGAUGGCGGCCGAUCAUAGUGUUCCUCCUUCACUGUCUGCAAGUGUCGAGGGGUCAUUUGCCUAUUUGACUAUACGAGACAGGUUGCCAACCAUUCUUACUAAAGUAAUAGACACAAUACACCGUAACAAGAACAAGUUUUUUGAAGAAUAUGGAGAGGAGGGCAUCAAUGCAGAGAAGCAGACAAUAGGUUUGUUGUCUAAACUAAGGAAUGAGCUGCAAACUGAUAAACCCGUGCUGGAAUUGACUGACAGCUUGCAAGAUGCAGAGUCUUGGAACCAGUACCUGCAGAGGCAGCAGAGGCUGCAGGGGGACCAGGAGUCUGUGAGCUGGUUCAAGUCUCCUUGGCUGUAUGUGGAGUGCUACAUGUACCGGAGGAUACAAGAGGCUCUCUGGCUGAACCCUCCCAUCAGUGACUUUGAUGUCUUUAACGAGGCAAAGACUCAGAGCUUUUAUGCGUCUCAGCAGGCUGUGAUGGCUUUAUGUACUUAUUUGGAGGAUGUCCGUAAGAACAUGGAGAAACUCUCUAAGAAUCUUCUGUUGGAACAUUUCAACACACUACUGCAGGUUUCUCUGUGGGGGAACAGAUGUGAUCUUUCUAUCUCGGCUGGCCAAGAUAACGCUCAAAAGACCAGUCCAAUAGAGUCCCUCAACAGCCUGCAACCCUUUAUCUUGGUAAAUGACUCCAGCAUGGUGUGGUCAACUCUUAAUUCUCCCCAGGAGCCGGGGGAGUCGGGCACCAAGACUGCAGACAGAGUGGACAUUGUGCUAGACAAUGCUGGCUUUGAGCUUGUCACUGACUUGGUCUUAGCAGAUUUCUUGGUUUCAUCUGGCCUUGCUCGCCAGAUUCACUUUCAUGGCAAAUCUUUCCCCUGGUUUGUAUCUGAUGUCACAGUUAAUGACUUACAGUGGACCAUCCAGCAGACCAUGGGGGCCAAUCACAAGUGGGUGUCCAAGUGUGGCUUCCAGUGGCGGAAUUAUCUGAAAGAAGGUGUGUGGCAUUAUCAUGAGCAUCCUUUCUGGACACAGCCCCAUGAGUUCUGCGACAUGGCAGCAGAUGCUCCUGAGCUGUAUGCAACCCUGCAACAGGCAGCCCUGGUGUUGUUUAAAGGUGAUCUCAACUAUAGGAAACUGACUGGGGACAGGGACUGGGAUCACACCGUUGGUUUCAGCACUGCACUCCGAGGUUUUGGGCCUGCGCCACUCUGUAGUCUGAGGACUCUUAAGGCCAACAUUCAGGUUGGUCUGCAACCAGGCCUAGGGGAGAAGCUCACAUCCCAAGACCCAACUUGGAUGACUAGCGGCAAAUAUGCUGUUAUUCAGUCCUUCUGCCAAAAGUCAGAGUAGUCUGGCGACAUCAAAAUUGCACGAGGAAGACAUGGAAAUAUAGAGAUAUUAUAGAAGGUUCCAAAAAUAACUGUUACCUUCAAAAGAACAGUGUGUAACAAUAACAAAAAUAUAUUGAAACAAGAGAUUAUAUUAUUAAAAAUGGUUUCUAUUUGUGCAGUGGCCACUCACCCAUGGAAGAGCGGACAUAUUGCAGACAGUUGGCACAUAAAAGAAAAACCUGAAGGAAUCAGAGUUAGUCUUGGCAGGAUGCUUAUUGUGACCAACUGCAUAGUGUCUCUCCCUGAUAGCAGUCAUACUAUCGCAUGGGUCACAUAUUUUGGGCUAUAUUUUUAUAGGUGGUUUAACAGUAUUGGACAUGGUUCGUAUCCUAAACUUAACCACUAGAUGUCAGUAAUUGUUGCACACUGUCACUUUAAGGCAUAAGAAAAGUUGGAAAAAAGAUUGAAAAUUGCGAUUAUUAUUUUCCAUGAUCCUCACCAGGUUUAACAAAGAAAAAUAAAGUAACAAUAAUUUUACAUUAUGAGAGUAUGCAUUUGCAUCAUUGUGUACAUUUUUAAGCAUUUUUAGUUUUGCAUUUUCCAUAGUUACUUGAAUUUGAUAGCUGUCUUUCAUUGAAAAUUUGUCCUCAGAAUUAACAUAUCAUUAAGCUUUUUAUUGCAGGUAUUUGCAUGCAGUCCACCCUGAAUAAAGUUGUAAUGUUUACAUAUUAAAAUAUAUGCAGAUAACAAAUACUGAUGUAAAAUUGAAUAACAAUUGGGUGCUUUGAAUGCACCUUAGCAUGCAGUUGUGCAGAAUGAAGACUGAUAUUAUUUUUGUUGGUUCCGCUCAGGAUGGUAUACUUUUGCACUUUUGCAGUGCCAUUGACAUUCAAGCAUCAAACAAGCAAACUACCACAUCAGAUCAUAGCAUUGUGUCAUGAGUGUAUUUGUAGUUUAGACUGUUUCUACACAGCGUAACAACAACAUUUAUGACCUGUGUUUGUUGUGUUUACAUUUGGAACCCAGACCUCUGUAUGUUCGUAGAUAAAAGUGGACGUUAUUGUGCGCACAGUUCUAUCUUGCAAAUCUGUGUUAUCACUUUCAGAACAUGAGAGGUGAUGUCAACUGAGUGUUACUGGAGCAAAGUUUGCAAGUUUCUUAAAUUGCUUUGAUUUAAUAAAUUACUGCAAAAUAUUUG